AUGGUGUCACACCAACAAGGUGCGGAUCGGCAAAUCAUAGUUAGCCUGUGGCACCCAGCCGCCAAUUUUUAUCAAGACACCAAUGCCUUAUUGCAAGCACUGUGCAAAAGAAAAACAAGGGGCGCGAGGAUGUCACCUUGCCGAAAACACCAAAACUUCCAGGGAGCCCCAAGAUUUUCUUUUCAGUUACCCUUGCGGAAACAGCAAGGGGCUAUGCAGCAGAAAAGGCUCAAAAUUCUUCAACUUUGCCGAAGCAAGCCCGCAUGCCAGGCCUUCACUCUUUGCCAAAGGCCCAAACACAAGCUCCCUAGCCGCAGAACAAGACCAGCCCUAAGGGGAUCCGACACCGAAAAUCAGAGGAAGCCACCCUUGCCAAACAAGGAAUCGGAGGGGCUCACACCAAAUCUGCCAAGGGGUGACAAAUAUCAAAUUUAUAUCAGCCCAGCCCCGAACCAGCCCAAAACACCUAAGCGCACUUUCACCUCUUGCCGAAGGGAGCUAACGGUGCAAUCUGCAUUUGAAACACUAUCACCUACCAAACGGAAAGGAUCAACCGAAAGCAGAACAAACUACAAAAAUCAAAAUCCACACCCACGUGCUACAGAACCAAGAGGCCCAGACCUAUGGCUGUACUUAAGCAUAAAUGAAGGCUCAGCUUCAGGUUCCAAGCUCAAUCCCUUCUCUCCUUGGCCCAACCAAGACCCUGUCAGAGGAUCACACAAACCACCAUCAUAA
This is a messenger RNA of Prunus armeniaca (apricot), 735 nucleotides long. The record is from the annotation of a GenBank genome assembly. NCBI's taxonomy places the organism in Eukaryota, Viridiplantae, Streptophyta, Magnoliopsida, Rosales, Rosaceae.